Alexandromys fortis (reed vole) is the source of this 2210-nucleotide messenger RNA. It is a transcript of the gene CUNHXorf65, whose product is annotated as chromosome unknown CXorf65 homolog. Bases 115 to 690 code for a protein of 191 amino acids. The transcript is spliced from 6 exons. Lineage: Eukaryota; Metazoa; Chordata; Mammalia; Rodentia; Cricetidae. The record is from RefSeq and is a predicted model, not a curated record.
GCCCCUUUGGUCAUCCAACCCUAUGGGCACUCUCAGCUGCCUGGGGCCACUAGAACACCUGCCCUCUGCAUGACUCACCAGGAGAUCUUUGAAGAGUGAGAUGAUCUUGAUAGCAUGUUUAUCAUCAUCAAACAUGGAGAUAACCAAGAGUUUCUGGUCAACAGCAACUGCUCCAUUCUCCUGUUGCUACAUUACAUUAGAAAGAAAAUGGGGUUGCGUAAAACAGACACCAUCGAUUUGUGUGAUGAAACUGGGACCAUGAAGUUAUUUUUCUUGACAAAGACACCUGGGGACUACGCCAGCAAAUUCCUUACAGCACGAAAUACCUACUACGUUUGUAAAGUAGAGCGUGGAGCAGCAGGCACCAGGAUCGAGAAUUCCUACAAAGCUGUUGUGCCCCUCUUGAAGAAUCCAGAACCUGAACUAGUUGAGUCCUUGCGCACACAAUGUGACUUCCUGGAGAGAAGCCGAAUAAAGAUGCUUAGAACUCUAGAGGCUAAGAGAUUGGCAGCCAUGGAAUCCUCCGUAAAUCUUCCAGCAAGAUCCUCCAAGGGUGGUGGAACCCAGCAGGGCGCUAGUCAAAGCAGUCAACAGAAGUCUAAAGCUGGACGAUCAGAUGAAGAUGGGCCGGCUCCCACCCGCAGACCAUACUAUAAGACUCGAGCAGACUUUCUCAAGAGACAUCGUUAACUCAAUAAAUGACCAGCUGAGAGCAGCAACUACCAGGGGAGAGCAUGAAAUUAGUGGAAUUUUAUGUGAGGCCUUCUUUUUCUAGAAAGACUCCUUCUCCCCAUAUCUGCACAAAGGCUUCAGUAGGCUGCAGGCACCAGGGACGCUGAGGGUGGACCUGAGCGACAACAGAGGGCUGGAGUGAACACUUGCGGGGUGUGGGGGGGUGAGGAAUGACUGUGAAGUCUGGUUACUAGACUUUUAAUACAAUGAGCCUUUGAGGGCCAGAGAAGGGGGUGGGGUCUUCUCAAACCAGACUACCUCCCCUCGGGGGAGGCCUAUCUUGCGGCGGCCCACUCGGGCUGGGGUUAGGUGUCCCUCCCCCACCACACUCCAUUACCUCCCAGGCUGAAAUUCCCCCACCUCCCAGCCUGUGGGCAGUCCCUCCCCACCCGCCCUUCAACUAACUGCCCUUUGCUUUUCCGCCUCCCUCCCCUAUAUUGGAGGGGGGGCAGCAAGGCUGCAGAAACCAGAAACCAGAUCUGAUUAUAGACAUUUAUUGAACUCAUUUAUUGAUUUGACACACUUCCCCACUCCAACCUAGCACAUGAUACAAUCUGGGUAGGCUAGGCGCUGACACAGGAAAUGAUGGGAACCCACAGCAGGGGUGGGGGAGGGGACAAUGCAAAGGACGCUAGGGGGAGGGGCUGCUUGGGGGCUGGGGUGGAGGAGCCCCAGAUGGCCUCUCUGGCAGGUGCUAGUAAACCUGAUCCACAUUCCCCCCAUCCCUGCUCAUUUCCCAGACCCUCAGCCAAACUCCCCAAGCUCCCCCUUCCCUGUUCCUCUCCACAGCCCUGCCUGCCACCACACAGUCUUCCACAGAACCCUGGCAGUCCAUGACUGGGAAGAAGGGCAGGGACAGCUGUCCCAAGCCUUGAACAGGGAGGUCUCUGUACCUAACUUUACUAACCUAAAUCCUUCCUUCUUUCACGCCCCUCCCAGGCCCUAAGCCAAUUUCAGGCCUCGGAUGCUCUCUGGUAGUCAGAGUGCCCACUCCACAACAGGACCUUCUAGGCACAAGUGGAGAGGAUGCAGGGGCUUGCCUUAGGUUUCUUUCCUUAAACUCUAACCUAAAUAUGCAUGCAACUUUUUCUAGACCUGGUCCAAAAGGGAGGGUUUCCCUCCAGUCGCCUUUGCUCCCCACCUCUCCCCAGCUUCCUGUGUCUCCCUCCUAGAAUUUGUAGUGUUUGUAUCAUGUCACUAUGCCAAAGCCUUCAGAAAGAAAAAAAAAAGCAUUCUCCCCAUUACUAGCACCUCACCACUGUUAAAAAAUCUCUAUAUUUGUGUUUAUAUUUCUUUAAAAGUUUAUAAAAAGCCUGUCUGUUAUCUGUAUCCUUCCAAAAGUGAUUUGGCCUGGUGAGCCACUCCAGUGCUCAAAACUUGGCCCUUCUAGGUUCCCUAACCCCCCACCCCCCACCCCACUGCAUAAAAAUCCAGGCCCAACCUGGCCUGGCCCAGCUCUAGUAAGACUCUCUACCAAA